This is a messenger RNA of Suillus paluster, 2769 nucleotides long. Its product is annotated as histidine biosynthesis trifunctional-protein. Gene Ontology annotation, cellular component: cytoplasm. The transcript has 3 exons. Bases 29 to 2593 code for a protein of 854 amino acids. Gene Ontology annotation, molecular function: histidinol dehydrogenase activity; NAD binding; phosphoribosyl-ATP diphosphatase activity. The record is from RefSeq and is a predicted model, not a curated record. Lineage: Eukaryota; Fungi; Basidiomycota; Agaricomycetes; Boletales; Suillaceae. Gene Ontology annotation, biological process: L-histidine biosynthetic process.
CCUCAAGAUCUCCUCGUCAAAUUUCUUCAUGUUCCCAUUUCUUGCCUUGCUCGACAGCGAGCACGUCGACGAGGACCUCCUCGUCGCUGUCUCGCGUGUUGCCCCAGUUAUAGCCUCCAGAUUAACCCCGGGAAGCACACCUCGUUAUCUUCUUGUGGAAGAUAGUACGUCUACUGAUGUCAACCAAAUCAUCACCCACCUUGAUAAUGGCGCCGACAAGGCCAUCGUGCCUCUUUCUCUGGCCAAAAGUCUUCUUGUGACGGUGCCCGCUCAUCGAUUGCUCCUUCUCCUCGAUGUCGCCAACGUGAGCGCCGUCUCCGACUCUGUUCGCAACGCUGUAUCUGGCGUCUUGCUUAAAACAUCUGCUUCGAGUGGCUUCGGCCCCGAUCUAGACCUCAUUCGCACCGUAUCACGUUUCUUCAUCGGCGCAGCAGUACACGUAUUAGCACCUAGCCUUCCUUCACCCUCGAUCAUCAAAAAACUCGCAGCCAUCGGCGCAUCUGUAGUCAUUCCUUUCUCCCAACUCACUCUCGGCUCUACUUCCCAAAACGUGAUCAGUGUCGCAGAUGCCUUCCUUGCGCCGAUUGUCUCGGAUCGCUCUGAUGGACUUUUCCCAACAGUGGUAUCUUCUGAUCCCAAUGGGCAACGGUCUCUAGGUCUGGUAUAUUCAUCUCGUGAAUCAGUUGCCGAGUCGAUCCGCACAGGCAAAGGCGUGUAUCACUCCAGAAAGCAUGGCUUAUGGCGCAAAGGCGAGACCUCUGGGGCCACGCAGGACGUCGUGCGCAUCCGCGUAGACUGUGAUUCCGAUGCGCUCGAGUUUAGCGUCGUACAGCACGGCGCUGGUUUCUGUCACCUUAACCGCGCCUCGUGCUUCGGCGAUCUAGACGGACUCGCCGCUCUCCAGCGUACUUUGGCAUCGCGUUUAGUUGAUGCGCCUGAGGGCUCGUAUACUCGCAGGCUCUUUAAUGACGGGGAACUCCUGAGAUCAAAGAUCAUGGAGGAAGCCGAUGAACUUUGCCGUGCAAAGACGAAGGAGGAAGUGGCAUUCGAAGCCGCUGAUUUGAUCUACUUCACCCUGACGCGCUGUGUCGCUGCCGGGGUGAGUGUCAAGGACAUUGAGCGCUCACUUGACAAGAAGGCGAUGAAGAUCAGUCGAAGACCAGGAAACGCGAAGCCACAGUGGAUGCCGAAAACAGGGUCUUCCCAAGUAGAAUCAUCCAAGGCAGAAGCGCCUAGAGCAGCACCUUCCAGCAAGGCGCCUCUUGACCGAAAUGCACCCAUCCAAAUGCGGACCGUUGAUAUCUCUGCUGUAUCCCCCAAGGAGCGCGCAAAGCUUCUUAAGCGUCCCGUCCUCAGGUCCGAUGAGAUGAUUGCAAAGGUCAAGCCCAUAGUUGAUAACGUCCGUGCUCGCGGAGACUCCGCUCUACGCGAGCUCACCGCCAAAUUCGACAAGGCUCAACUGGAUACACCACUUCUCCUUCCGCCAUUCUACCCUCUCGCACCAGAAGCACAGCAGAUCGAUCCUGCUGUGCGUGAUGCCAUUGACGCUGCUUACAGCAACGUUUACAAAUUCCAUGCCGCUCAAAUUGAUGGUGCUCCACUUGUUGUGGAGACCAUGCCAGGGGUGACUUGCACCCGCUUUGCCCGCCCCAUCGCGCGGGUGGGUCUUUAUGUUCCAGGGGGCACUGCUGUUCUCCCUUCCACGGCACUUAUGUUAGGUGUCCCAGCCCAAGUCGCUGGCUGUGAAAAAAUCGUCAUUGCUACGCCACCCAGGGCUGAUGGGAGCAUCUCGCCGGAGGUACUUUAUGUUGCCCAUAAAGUGGGUGCGCACGCCAUCCUCAGAGCUGGCGGGGCUCAAGCAGUUGCUGCUUUGGCGUAUGGUACCGAGACCGUUCCAAAGGCCGACAAGAUUUUCGGGCCAGGAAAUCAGUGGGUUACGGCUGCGAAGAUGCUCGUACAAAAUGACACGGACGCAAUGGUGUCCAUAGAUAUGCCCGCUGGGCCAUCCGAGGUGCUGGUGAUUGCAGAUGAGACUUGUAACCCUGCUUUUGUCGCCGCGGACCUCCUUUCACAAGCUGAACACGGCAUCGAUUCUCAAGUUGUCUUGGUUGCUUCGUCUCUCCCGGAGACCAUGCUCGCGCAAGUCGAAGAAGAGGUGGAUAAACAAGCGCGUACCUUGGGUCGUGUCGAUAUCGUUCGCGAAAGCGUUGCAAAAAGUUUGAUCGUGAAAACGCAGAGUCCAGAGACUGCCCUGGAGUUUUCAAACGAUUACGCUCCUGAGCAUCUCAUUUUACACUUGAAGGACGCACUAAGUUGGGUCGACCAUGUGAAAAAUGCAGGCAGCGUGUUCGUGGGGCCAUACUCGCCAGAGAGUUGCGGAGACUACGCCUCUGGCACGAACCACACCCUUCCUACAAACGGAUAUGCACGCCAGUUCAGCGGCGUCAACACGCAGUCUUUCCAGAAGCACAUAACCUCGCAGGAGGUCACUAUGGAUGGACUGCAGACGUUGGGACCUAUCGUAGCGACGUUGGCAGACUGCGAAGGGCUGCAAGCUCACGCAAACGCAGUUCGUAUUCGGCUGGGCAUGUAGCGAGUUGUGGAAGGGGGUAAAUAGUAACAAGUGUAUCAAAAGGGUGGUGCUGCACGUCACAUGAAAAGAGGUAUUCUAUCAGGUCUUCUCCAGUUUUUGCAAAAAAUGUUGCGUUUGCACACGGUGUUGAUGUCAUCUAUACACCUGUUGUCGAUGAGAUCAAGACCUGGUACAAA